CCCUCCCGCCCUUUGCAGGAAGCGCUCCCGAGGCUGCUCUUUUACUUUCCUUUCUCCCCGGUCCGGCCUGUGCCACCUUCGCCGCGUCGGUCCACACCGCGGUGUUAGCCUGUCAGGUGCCAGACCUCUUUGCUCCACAGCGCUGAGCGAUACUGAAUUAGACCCUUUCCUGAGUCCGAAGGGGCCAGGACUGUACCCUCAGAACAGGAGCAGCAUGCAGGCCCGGAAGAGCCCAGCUGAGAUUGAUGAGAGCCUCUACUCAAGGCAGCUGUAUGUGCUGGGCCACGAGGCCAUGCGUAGGUUGGCCAACACCUCUGUGCUGGUGUCAGGAAUGAAGGGGCUGGGUGUGGAGAUUGCCAAGAACGUUAUCCUGGCUGGCGUUAAAUCUGUCACUGUGCACGACCCAGAUGAUGCCCAGUGGAGCGACCUCUCAUCACAGUUCUUCUUGUCAGAGAAUGAUGUGGGUCACAACCGAGCCAUAGCUUCCCAGAAGUGCCUUGCAGAGCUCAACAGCUACGUGGUUGUGACAGCCUAUACUGGGGCCCUGUCUGAGAGCUUUCUGGAGACUUUCCAGGUUGUGGUACUGACCAACUCCUCCCUGGAGGAGCAGCUCUGUAUUAGUGACUUCUGCCAUGCCAGGAACAUCUGCUUCAUUGUUGCUGACACAAAGGGGCUGGCUGGGCAGCUCUUCUGUGACUUUGGGAAACAUUUUGUUGUCUAUGACCCCACGGAGGUUGAGCCCGUUUGUGCCUACAUCCAGCACAUCUCACAGGGCAACCCCGGGGUCUUAACCUGUGUAGACAUAGAAGGCCAUAGCCAUGGCUUUGUGACUGGCGACUUUGUGACGUUCUCAGGUGUGGAGGGCAUGACCGAGUUGAAUGCCUGUGAGCCUCGUGCUGUCCGUGUGCUGGGGGAGUACAUGCUGGAGAUCGGUGACACGAGCUCUCUCUCUCCAUACCAGCGUGGAGGCCUUGUCACUCAGGUGAAGGUGCCCCAGGAGCACUCCUAUGAGCCUCUGAGAGCAGCCCUGGCCAACCUGAAGAUCAAAGAUACAGACCCUGAGAAGCAGCAGCGCUACCAGAGCCUGCACCUGGCCUUCCAGGCACUGCAUGUCUUCUGCAAGGAGCAGAGCCGACUUCCCCAGCCAAGAGUGCAGGUGGAUGCUGAGCGGUUGCUGAAGCUGGCUCAGGACCUGAAUGUGCAGCAGGAGCCACUGGAAGAGGAUCUGGUGCGGGCAUUUGCCAGUGUGAGUGCUGGAGAGCUGAGCCCCAUUGCUGCCCUUUUUGGGGGCCUGGCUGCCCAGGAAGUGCUGAAGGCUGCUUCAGGGAAGUUCCUGCCACUGGCACAGUGGCUGUACUUUGAUGCCCUGGAAUGCCUGCCCAAGGAUGGAGCUGCAUCACUGACCGAGGAAUCCUGUGCUCCACGUGGCUGCCGCUACGAUGGACAAAUUGCUGUGUUUGGGGCCAAUUUCCAGGAGAGGCUGGGCCAGCAGAAGUACUUUGUGGUGGGCUCUGGUGCCAUUGGCUGUGAGCUGCUGAAGAACUUUGCAAUGAUGGGGCUAGCUGCUGGCAAGGGUGGAAGCAUCACAGUGACUGACAUGGACACCAUUGAGCGCUCCAACCUCAACCGGCAGUUUCUCUUCCGGCCUUGGGAUGUACCCAAGCUGAAAUCAGAGGUGGCAGCAGCGGCAGUGAGGCGCAUGAAUCCACACAUCAAUAUAGUGGCCCACAGCAACCAGGUGGGGCCCACCACAGAGCAGCAAUAUGGCGAGGACUUUUUCCAGCCUCUUGAUGGCGUGGCAAGUGCCCUGGACAGCAUGAGAGCUCGGACAUAUGUGGACAGCCAGUGCAUCCGUUACCUCAAGCCACUGCUUGACUCAGGCACCCAGGGCACCAAGGGACACGUGCAGGUCAUUGUGCCCCGCCUAACGGAACCAUUCGGCAGUCACAGUGACCCAUUGGAGAAGGCCAUUCCUGUCUGCACCUUGCGUCACUUCCCCAGUUCCAUCGAGCACACACUGCAGUGGGCCCGUGAUGAGUUUGAGGGGCUCUUCAAGCUGCCUGCUGAGAAUGUCAACAGAUACCUGCAGGACUCAACUUUCCUAGAGGGGCAGCAGUCACGUGUGGAGGCACUAGAGGUCCUGGAGCUGGUGCGCAGUAGCCUGCUGGAGAAACCACGAGCCUGGCAGGACUGUGUGUACUGGGCCCGGCAGCGCUGGGAGAGCCUUUACCGCAACAGCAUCCAGCAGCUGCUGCACAGUUUCCCCCCUGACCAUGUGACCAGCUCAGGGUUCCCGUUCUGGUCAGGGACCAGGAAAUGUCCCCGGCCCCUGGAGUUUGACUGCAACAAUGAUACCCACAUGCAGUACAUCAUUGCUGCUGCCAGCCUCUUUGCUCAGAUGCACAAGCUACAGAUGUCUGGGGACACAGCCGCCAUCCAGGAGACCCUGCGUGCUAUGACCUUGGUGCCCUUCAAGCCACAGGCUGGGGUGAAGAUCCCAGUCACAGAUGAGGAGUUGCAAGAGACAUCGACUGCAGCUGAUGAGAAUCGUUUGGCAAAGCUGAGUCAGGAGCUUGCAGAGCUCCGCCAUGAGCUGGUGAGCAAGAAUCUCUGCACCGCCUACCUUAUGGAACCAAUUCACUUUGAGAAGGAUGAUGACAGGAACUGCCACAUUGAUUUUAUCACGGUCGCAUCCAACCUACGAGCUGAGAACUAUGGCAUUCCGCCUGCUGACAAGUGCAAGAGCAAGCGGAUUGCUGGCCGGAUCGUGCCUGCCAUUGCCACCACAACAGCGGCAGUGGCUGGCCUGGCAUGCCUAGAGCUCUUCAAGUUGGUAUGGGGGCACGAGCACCUCAGCGCCUACUGUAACAGCUUCCUGCAACUCUCAGAGCCCCGGCUUACCCGUUUCCAGCCUCUGCCAGCCUCCACUUGCAAGUAUGGCCAGAAGAUGUGGAGCUGCUGGGACCGGUUCAUGGUGCCAGGGAUCAGGGAUGAUGGAAAGGAGAUGACACUGCAGGAGCUUCUGGACUAUCUCAAGAGUGUUCAUGGUUUGGCGGUGAGCAUGCUACUUCACGAGCAGGCCACCCUCUACCACAGUCUCUGGAGCAAGCAGAAACAAGAGGAGCGACUCAUCCAGAGACUGACCCAGCUUGUAAGAGGUGAUGCCAGUAAUGCGGUACAGCAGCUGCCUCCUGUCCUGGUGCUGCAGGUCAUCUGUGAAGAUGAGGACGACGACACCACCUUACCCCCCAUCCACUUCCGGCUCUGCUGAAGUCAGUAACUGGAGUCUGCCUCAUGUAGGUACAGUGCACUCCUCCUUCAACUCCUAUGUCAGCUGGGAGCCAAAUGAACAGAGAACACAAGGCAGCCUCUCUUCUGUAUCUAUACAGCUUUUCAUGGCUGGGCUUCAAUAGGACACUUAUGCAUAGGUAAUAAAGCAGUGAUGCCACUCUCAUCAGGAGAAAUGCUUAAUAAAACCUGUGAUGAUUGCUGC
This is a messenger RNA of Gavialis gangeticus (Gharial), 3493 nucleotides long. It is a transcript of the gene UBA7, whose product is annotated as ubiquitin like modifier activating enzyme 7. Bases 215 to 3271 code for a protein of 1018 amino acids. The transcript has 25 exons. Gene Ontology annotation, molecular function: ubiquitin activating enzyme activity. The record is from RefSeq and is a predicted model, not a curated record. Gene Ontology annotation, biological process: protein ubiquitination; DNA damage response; ubiquitin-dependent protein catabolic process. Gene Ontology annotation, cellular component: cytoplasm; nucleus. NCBI's taxonomy places the organism in Eukaryota, Metazoa, Chordata, Crocodylia, Gavialidae.